This is a messenger RNA of Capsella rubella, 684 nucleotides long. Its product is annotated as heavy metal-associated isoprenylated plant protein 13. NCBI's taxonomy places the organism in Eukaryota, Viridiplantae, Streptophyta, Magnoliopsida, Brassicales, Brassicaceae. The coding region runs from base 115 to 522 and encodes 135 amino acids. The record is from RefSeq and is a predicted model, not a curated record. The transcript has 3 exons.
UCUCUAUCUCUGUCUCUCUAUCCUCAUUCUCUUGUCUCAUCUCACUCUCUCUGUCUCUGUCUCUCAAAACAUAUUGAAAAUUUCUGAAGCUUUUCUUUAGUUUCUUCUCGAGCCAUGACUCCAAUGAAAGCUGUGUUACAAUUGAGUGUUUACGAAGAAAGAAUCAGGAAGAAGGCUUUUGUCACCGUUUCUAGAUGUCAAGGUGUUGCUUCGAUAGCAUUUGAUAAAACCGGGAAAAUGACGGUAGUUGGUGAAAUUGAUGUACCGGUUAUCGUAAUGAAGUUAAGGAAGCUAUGUAACACAGAGAUUGUUUCUGUUGAAGUUGUUAAACCACCUGAGAAAAAGCCCGAGGAGAAAAAACCGGAAGCUAAACCAGCUGCUCCAGCUAAACCGGAAAUAGUUGCAUGGCCGGUUCAGAUGAGCAACCCUUACCAAUACAAUCCUGCAUAUGCAAAUUGUUACUAUCAACCAUAUGAGACUUCUAGAGUUGUUGUAGACGAACCUGGUUGUGUGAUUAUGUAAUGUUUUUCUAGAGUCAUUUCUAAAUAAUUUUUUUUAAGUUAUCCAACACUUAGUUUUGAUAGAAGAGUGUAAUUUUUUAAUUUUUUUUUUGGGUUACUACUACUUGUAAUAUCCAUUUCUCAUACGAAUGUAAUAACAAUGUCAAUUUCGUUGCGGUUUCAA